Molecule: messenger RNA, 216 nt
Organism: Paramecium sonneborni
Lineage: Eukaryota; Ciliophora; Oligohymenophorea; Peniculida; Parameciidae
Source: the annotation of a GenBank genome assembly
AUGAGUGAAAGCGAAGUAGAGAGUAUAUUAGUAAGAUAUAUAAGAUUAAUAAAUAGUCAGAGGAUGUUGAAAAAGAUGAAGAAUAGGAGUAUGCAUAAAGAGAAGUAUUAUAAAUUUAGUAUAAUUCAAUAGCUAUUACGAAUAGAUGAUUUAANUAUUAAAGCUCAAAUAAAAUAAUAAAUAUUAGAAAUAAAGAUUAUAUUUAUUCCUACUUGA